AUGGCCUCACUAGCCGAACUCGCUGCCCCUGUCGACGGUAGCGAGUUCCUCGACUUGGACGCUUGGUCCCGCGCCCUGGACGACUGGGCCGUCAAGGAGAAGUUCUCCUGGCGGCUCCAGAGGAGGGACAAAGAUGGGGCAACCGCCGUUUGUCCCGAGGAGGGCUCCGACCGCAAAAAGAGAGGGUUCGGAGGGAGGAUGCCCGGCGUCCUCGAAGAUGCCGGGCUCGCCGGGAUCACGGAGGACUUCUGCCGCUUGGGGCAGUCAUUGCCACUGUGCCGGACUUGGUCUGCACACGCUGCGGCACCUGCAGCGAGCCUGGGCAUAAUGCCAGGACUUGCCGCAGGCCUCAUAAUUGACCCGUUCUCAUAUGAGAACGGGGGGAGUUUCUAG
Messenger RNA from Pseudogymnoascus destructans, 393 nucleotides. RefSeq lists its product as uncharacterized. The record is from RefSeq and is a predicted model, not a curated record. The transcript is spliced from 2 exons. The coding region runs from base 1 to 393 and encodes 130 amino acids. NCBI's taxonomy places the organism in Eukaryota, Fungi, Ascomycota, Leotiomycetes, Thelebolales, Thelebolaceae.